This is a messenger RNA of Saccostrea cuccullata (small rock oyster), 1096 nucleotides long. RefSeq lists its product as uncharacterized. The transcript is spliced from 10 exons. Bases 194 to 1096 code for a protein of 300 amino acids. The record is from RefSeq and is a predicted model, not a curated record. Lineage: Eukaryota; Metazoa; Mollusca; Bivalvia; Ostreida; Ostreidae.
GUCGGUUCAAUGCACUUGGGAUAUGACCUACAUUUCGAAGCAAAUGUACACAACUAUAAAGAAAGACGUAGAAUCCAUUUAAAAUAUUUUGCCGAAAAUGGAAUAAACUGUCUGAGGGCCUGUAAGUAGCAGUCGGUUGUAAUAAGAAAUAUAAGUAAAGAAGAAAGAAAUUGAAGAUAACUUAUAAAGGAAAAUGUCUACCUCCAACACACGGGGAUCAGGAAUAGCCCUACACAGUCUUUUGUGUUUAUACUUCUUUCAAAUCAGUGUAUCCUAUAGAGCUAUUGGAAUCAAACCAGUAAUGAUGUGCGCACAGGAUGUACUGGUUCUUAUACAAAAUACCAAUGGUCCUCUUGUAUGCAACACACUCGGUGAAACACAUAUUAACUUUCAUAAUAUAACUCAAGAUGAUGGCAAUUGUACGAUUCCGUGUUCUGUGACAGCUGUUGUUCGCUUGAAGAACGAAAAUGAUAGUUGUUAUUAUCGAAUAUAUGGGGGAAAACCACACAUCCCUUCAGGGAAAGAAAUUGGAUUUUUCUACUUCUCACAACCGUUCUGUUGCAAUAAUUUUCUACCAAAUAGAUAUGUUAUAAUACAAGGACAGUGCGAUUUUAAUAUUUACCAUAAGACAAAUGCGCAGUUUGGAGAAAUAUGCACUUCCAAAGAACAAUGCCACAACACAAACAGUUUACUUAGAUGUGUAAUGAAUCGCUGUUCGUGUGAAGAAGGAUAUACUGAAUAUUAUAACCAGUGUAUUCGUGGCCUUUCAUAUGGAGAAGAAUGCCAAAUCAACGAACAGUGCAUUUUUAUUGGAGGAGUUUGUUCAAGAAACAAUACCUGCGCCUGUAAAAAUAACCAAAUUUACAAUGCCGAGGAGAAGAUUUGUUACGAAGGAAACGAAGAGCUGUCAUCAGACAAAGUUGAAAAGAUACUUGGUGCUGCAGUAGGAUCUGGUUUUUCUGGUUUAAUAAUUGGUCUUUUGGUUGGCCUUAUUACAAUGUACCUUAUUCUGAAAAGAUUUGGACAGGAUAACAGGAACAAUAGUGUAAUGAUGUCAGCACUGGAUGAUGUAUCUUCUACAGAUGAUGGUCGUUGA